AUGGGAGGAGAAAUCAUUCAUGAGCCUUUAGCAUAAUUAUCAAGAUUUGGAGGAGAUGAUAUUGGAGGGCAUCUACUUGGAGACUAGGUGAUUGAUUAAGUAUAAAGCAUUCUUCAAAAUUUGUCUUCUGAAAUCAAUCUAAAUGCUUAAAUUGAGGACAUAGCUCUUGAUUUUGAAACUAAAUUAGAAUAAAGUUGUGCACGCUAAGAUAAAUUGAUUGCUAACGCAGAAAUUUAAGUUAAUGGUGGAUUCAGCUUUAUUCAUGAGAUACUUCCAUAGCUAAGUAAAAAUUCUUAAAAUUUGGCAAAAGAUGAUAAAAUUGCGGAAAAUGCAAAAGUUAUGUUUUUGGAGUCUGAUAAAUUUUGUCCAUUAACUUCUAGUCAAGUUUAUAGGAAAAUGUUUGCCUUAGCCGAUGAUCGAAUGCAAUACCAUAAAAUGUCGACAAGAGUCUACCUUCUUGUGAAGCUUAUUCAUCCGCUCGUUGAUUUUUUUUAGACAAAAUAAGAUAUCAAAGACCUUCAAAAAUAACUAACUGAUACAAUCUUAAAAGGUAACAUACUUGAAGUCCAAAAAAUAAAUGAUUAAAUUCAAAAAUUGGAAAUUACUCGCGAUAAGUACGCAGCUGCUAAAUUCGAUUAGAGGAAAGAGUACAGAAUGUUUUAUAAAUUUUCAGCUAAGUCAAUGGGGGAAAUUAAGAAGAAAGAUCUUUUCUAGCUUGCAAAAAUUAGUUCUGAUGAAGAAUUAAGACUAGAAAUAACUAGGCUUCUAGAAUUGAAGAGAGUCUCAUGUAUUAAAACAGAGCUUUCGGAAAUUUCAUCUUAAGAAAAUAAAGCUUUAUCGUAUGAAAAUCGUGACAUUCAUUCACGUAACGCACAAAUUUAUGUGUUUGAUGAAGAAUUAGUCACUGAAAUUUUCGAUAACAGCUUUACAAAAGCGAAAAUUUGGGGCAAGCUAACUUUUGGAUAUUUUAGCUAGAAAGUUGAAGAUUUUGGGGCAGCUAUAAAUAGAUUUAAUAUUUUUGAAUUUAAGGUUGACGCCCAUUUAUUUUCCCUCCUUUAUUUCAACUUAGACCACUCAAAAUACCUUAACUUCUCACUAAUCAAAACAUUUUGGAAAUUUUUUUGCAAUGACUUUAUUUACUGCUUUUUAUUAGCAUUUAUAGCUGAGUUUAUCUCACUUGUCAGCUUCUUAUCAAUUGGCGCUAUUUUAAGAGAUAUGAAAUACUCUGAAAUAAGCGGUCUUUGGGAGAUCCUUUAAAUAGUUAUGGUUAUUAUAAUGCUAUUUUGUUUGAGUGUUAUUAAGAACCAAUACUAACUAUAAGGCCAGCUAAUACCUUUGAAAUUUAGAAAAUGCUUAGUCGAUCUGCUCUAUGAGAAGAUGAAAAGAAUUAAAUCAGAAGAAGCCGCCAAAAGUAAUAUUUAGACUUAGAUUAUAAGUAUUAUAUCUCAUGACAUGGUUUUUCUGGAAAGAAGUAUGGGCUUUAUGAUUUACAUUUUGAUCGGGCCAAUAAUCAACAUACUUGCAUUGAUUUAUGUCUAUCAAUAGUAUGGUAGCGCUGCUUGUAUUAUUUUUAUAGGAGGAUUUUCAAUUUAAAUAUCUUCCCAAAUAAUAGUUAGCAAGAUAAGUUUCUGCCUGAGAUUCAAAGAGUCACUUUUCAACGAUAUAAGAAUGAGAAGUAUUAACGAAGUUUUGAAAAAUUUAAUUCCUAUUUAAACUAACAAUUUGCAAAAGUAUUUUGAGGAAAAAAUACUUAAACAUAGACAAGACUAGUCCAAAUAUACCUUUGCUAUUAAUCUCUUUUUAAGCAUUGGUAACGCAUUCUUUUAAAAUACUGGAGUUUUUGUGUUCUUAUUAACCAUCUUGACUCUUAAAAGUCAAGAUAUCCUUGUCAGACAAAUGGAUCUCUUUUCUCUUUUCGCAACUUUUGGAUACCUGGCGAUUUCAAUAAAUUCCAUUACCUUUGGUGGGUUUAUGUGCUAUGGCUAGUUCAAAGCAGUAGUUGCUAAGAUUCAAAUGCUUUUAAAUAUUUAAGAGAGGAUUGAUUACAAGUAUAUGGGGGAAACCUCACUGUAAAAUACGAUGGAGAUUACUAAUGAACAUAAUGAAGAUUAAAAAUUUUUGUAUUAAAUAUCAAAAUAACAUGACUCAAAAAUUGAAAAGAAGUCAUUCAAAAAAUAAGGAAGCAAUUUGAUAAAUUAGUUGUAAAUUGGGUAAAAAUCAAAAAUACUGAUCAUGGGUUAGACUGCAACUGGGAAAAGUCAAAUAAUAAGACAACUUAUCGGUGACAUAUAAAUUGAUAAUAAGCCAGAAUAUUUCUUGGCACAUCCAACAGUUGUUUCUUAUGCUCCAUAAAUUGGAUAUACAAUAGUGGGCUCCAUCGAGUAAAAUAUUUUAUUCGGUCAACCAUAAGAUCAGUAAAGGCUUCUAGAAGUUCUAGGUAUUUGCUUAAUGAGCGAUGAAAUCUUUUAGAUGCCUAAAGGACUUGAUACAUAGAUAUAAGAAAAUGCUAAAAAUAUUAGUGGAGGUUAAAUGCAAAGAAUAAGUCUUGCCAGAGCGCUCUAUAGGGAUUCAGAUGUCUAUAUACUUGAUGAUCCUCUUUCUCAAGUGGACUAGUCAGUUGCUGAUUAGAUAAUGAAUUAGAUAUUCUCUAAUCAAAGACUAUAGGGCAAGUGCAUCAUAAUGGCAUCUUAAACCAAUAGAUACUAAGAAAAUUUCAAUUAAAUUAUCAAUCUCUCAGAAAAAGAGGAACAAUAAGUAAUAAACAAUAAAUCAUUAGAUCAUUCUGUAUCAAUCAGUAGUUUUGACUCAUUAAAUUAGUAAACUCCAAGCACUGCUAAAUUUAAUCCAAUUCAGAGAAAACUAAGAUAGAGUGAUAAAAAUAGCAAGAUUCAUUUUAAAACUUUUACCUCUAUGAUAACAUACUCCUGUGGUCAAUUCGGCUUGUUCAUAUUUGUGCUAUUUUCAUUGUUACCAAAUGUGACAUUUUUAAUGCUUACCUAUGAGCUUUCUAAAAUAAUUAAUUCUGAUUCCAUUCUAAACAAGGAUGAUUUCGAGAAUUUCACAGUAUUGGCUGUAGCUCUCUUAAUAUUAACAAUAACCAGAAAUUUCAUGAGCAACUUACUCCUAAAACUAAAUAGCUAGAAAGUUCACAAAGACAUUCUAAAAUUUAUAAUCUAUGGCAAUUCUAACUAUCUCUAAAAAUCUCAAAAUCAAGUGAUUCAGACCAAUUUAUCUAAGGAUCUAGCGAUAUUUGAUAUGCAAAUACCUUAUUUAUUAACCAAUGUUUCUCAUGGAAUAAUCAAAACUGCUAUUGUUUUUAUCGCUAUAUUGUAUACAUUCCCAUCGACAUUCGUAAUGCUUAUUCUAAGUCUGAUAUUAUAUCUGUCUUUUAUAAUGAUAAUCAAGGUGAGUGAAAUUCUGAAUAUUUACUAAGAAAAUGAUAAUUAAGCAAGAGGCCAUUUUAAUAAUCAAGUUAAUAGUGUUUCAAAAGGCCUAUCAUUAAUUAGAGUUAUGAAUGCUUUUGAAAUGCUAAAAUAAAAAUUGGUUCAGGAGUCAGAUCUUUCUGCUCAUAUUGGCUUCUCGAUGGCUAUAGCUAUGAGAUGGAUAUCCCUUAGAAUUGACAUUUGCUCUAAUGUUCUAAUUUCACUUUGCCUUAUUUUGCCUUUGAUAUUUAAGGAUCGUAUUUAAGAUAGCACUAUAUUGAUGGUAAUCUAGCUGACUAUUGAUCUUGCAUUCGUAAUGAGUAAUACCAUCAAACUCACUAUAGAAUUUGUAAAUUUAUCUUCCUCUUGGUAAAGAUUAUUGAUUUUGGCCUCAGACAAAAACUACAGCAAAGAAACUUAAAAGAUUUAAAUGAAGCAAGAAAUCAAGUUUAGGAACAUUUCUGUGGCUUUGCCCGGUCAAAGGAAACAUAUUUUGAGAGAUAUAUCUUUUAAAAUAUUGAAGGGACAAAGAGUUGGUAUAAUUGGAAGAACAGGAUCUGGUAAAAGCACCUUAGCUCUUACAAUGAUUGGGAAGAUUGGAUAUAAUAAAGGUCAAAUUGACCUUGAUAAUCAAGUACUUAAAAGUUCUACAAUUGACUCAGCUUAUCUUGGUUAGCAUCCAUUCAUUUUUAGAGGCACUAUUAAAUAGAAUCUUGAUCCAAUGAAUCAAAAAUCAGAAGAUGAAAUAGUAUAAGCUUUGAAGAAUACAUUUAUUUGGGACAAAGUCUAAUCACUGCCAAAAUAACUAGAUGAAGUAAUUGACUUUAAUGAUGAAAGACUUUCCCCAGGUUAAUAGCAGUAAUUAAGUCUUGCAAGAAUAGUGCUUAACAGUAGAAGUGAGUUAAUUAUCUUGGAUGAGAUCUACUCAAACAUAGAUGCUUAGUGCUCUCAACAAAUAUAAAAGGCCAUUGAAUAAACAUUUGCAAAUAAAACAGUGAUUCAAAUCUCUCACAAGAUUGAAACUGUGAUUGACAGCGAUCAAAUUAUCGUCAUGAGCAGUGGAUCAAUUAUUGAAAAUGAUCACCCCUUCAAAUUGCUGGCAAACGAUGAAGCUGAUUAGACCAUUACUAACUGCAACAGUGUCUUUUCAAAGUUAGUUAGCAAUACUGGAGAUACCAGUAAAGCCUAAAAUCUUUUUGAUAGAACAAAAGAUGCUUACCUAAGAGAGAAAAAAUGA
Messenger RNA from Stylonychia lemnae, 4659 nucleotides. Lineage: Eukaryota; Ciliophora; Spirotrichea; Sporadotrichida; Oxytrichidae. The record is from the annotation of a GenBank genome assembly.